Molecule: messenger RNA, 3125 nt
Organism: Hibiscus syriacus
Lineage: Eukaryota; Viridiplantae; Streptophyta; Magnoliopsida; Malvales; Malvaceae
Product: 1,4-alpha-glucan-branching enzyme 2-2, chloroplastic/amyloplastic-like
Exons: 22
Coding region: 116-2758 (880 amino acids)
Biological process (GO): starch metabolic process
Cellular component (GO): cytoplasm
Molecular function (GO): 1,4-alpha-glucan branching enzyme activity; cation binding; hydrolase activity, hydrolyzing O-glycosyl compounds
Source: RefSeq, a predicted model, not a curated record
CUCUCGGUGGGCUUUGGAACUUUAAGUGGCGAGAAAUCUUCCUUUCUUCUUUCUUCUGGAUCUGUAAUUAAUUUAUUUUUCAAACAGAAAAUUAAACAAAAGUUGAGACGAAGUAAUGGUUUACAGUGUACCUGGAUUACGUUUGCCUUCUGCUCCUUUGGUUUACCGGUCCAGCCAGUCUGGCUUCAAUGGCUCUAGUAGAAGUAGCAGUUUCUCUCUUUUGUUGAAGAAGAAUCAGACUUCACGGAAGAUCUUUGCGCAAAACUCUUCGUAUGAUUCGGAUUCCUCACCCUUAACUGUUGCAUCCAAGAAAGUGCUUGUUCCUGGUGAUCAGGAUGAUGGUUCAUCAUCCUUUACAGAUGAAUUGGAAAGCCCUAGCACUAUUUCAGAUAAUCCACAGGUAUUUCAUGAUGUAGAUAGUAGAGAAAUGGAAGACAAUAAGAAGACCGAGGCUGAGGAACAAGAAUCUGUUCCAUCUAGCCCUGCAAGUAGUGUUGAAAAGGCUCAUGCUGAGGAGUUGUCUGCCCCUUCAAACCAGAAAGUAAGCAUUGAGAAAAGUGAAGCGAAGCCAAGAUCCAUUCCCCCUCCCGGCACAGGACAGAGAAUAUAUGAAAUAGAUCCAUCACUGUCGGGUUUCCGUCAACAUCUUGAUUACCGGUAUGCACAAUACAAAAGAAUUCGUGAGGAAAUUGAUAAGUAUGAAGGAGGUUUAGAGGUGUUUUCUCGUGGCUACGAGAAGCUUGGCUUCACACUCAGUGAGACGGGAAUAACUUACAGGGAGUGGGCACCAGGAGCUAAGUCAGCAGCACUAAUUGGAGAUUUUAAUAAUUGGAACCCUAAUGCUGAUGUUAUGAACCGGAAUGAAUUUGGUGUCUGGGAGAUCUUUUUGCCUAACAAUGCUGAUGGUUCACCACCAAUUCCUCAUGGUUCUCGAGUGAAGAUUCGUAUGGAAACUCCAUCUGGGAUUAAGGAUUCCAUUCCGGCUUGGAUCAAGUUCUCUGUUCAAGCACCAGGUGAAAUCCCAUACAAUGGAAUAUACUAUGAUCCGCCAGAAGAGGAAAAGUAUGUAUUCAAGCACCCUCAGCCAAUAAGACCCAAAUCACUUAGAAUUUAUGAGUCCCAUGUUGGAAUGAGUAGUCCGGAGCCAAUUAUUAACACAUAUGCCAACUUUAGAGAUGAGGUUCUUCCCCGUAUUAAAAGGCUUGGGUACAAUGCUGUUCAGAUCAUGGCUAUUCAAGAGCACUCAUAUUAUGCUAGCUUUGGGUAUCAUGUGACAAACUUCUUUGCACCUAGCAGCCGCUUUGGAACGCCAGAUGAUCUUAAGUCGCUGAUAGAUAGGGCUCAUGAGUUGGGGAUACUUGUUCUUAUGGACAUUGUGCACAGCCAUGCUUCAAAUAAUACGUUAGAUGGAUUGAACAUGUUCGAUGGAACUGAUGCUCAUUACUUCCACUCGGGGUCAAGGGGUCACCACUGGAUGUGGGAUUCUCGCCUUUUUAAUUAUGCAAGUUGGGAGGUACUAAGGUUUCUUCUUUCAAAUGCAAGAUGGUGGCUGGAGGAAUAUAAGUUUGAUGGGUACAGAUUUGAUGGUGUGACUUCAAUGAUGUACACCCAUCAUGGUCUGCAGGUAGCAUUUACUGGAAAUUACAAUGAAUACUUCGGAUUUGCCACUGAUGUAGAUGCUGUUGUUUAUCUAAUGCUGGUUAAUGAUAUGAUUCAUGGGCUAUAUCCUGAGGCUGUCACCAUUGGUGAAGAUGUAAGUGGAAUGCCUACUUUCUGCAUUCCUGUCCAAGAUGGUGGUGUGGGAUUUGAUUACCGUCUUCACAUGGCCAUUGCUGAUAAAUGGAUUGAGAUUCUUAAGAAGAGAGAUGAAGACUGGAAAAUGGGUGACAUUAUUCACACACUCACCAACAGGAGGUGGAUGGAAAAGUGUGUUGCUUAUGCUGAAAGUCAUGACCAAGCUCUAGUUGGUGACAAAACAAUAGCAUUCUGGUUGAUGGAUAAGGAUAUGUAUGAUUUUAUGGCUCUAGAUAGACCAAGUACUCCACUUAUAGAUCGUGGGAUAGCAUUACACAAAAUGAUUAGGCUUAUUACAAUGGGACUAGGUGGAGAAGGAUAUUUGAAUUUCAUGGGAAAUGAAUUUGGACAUCCUGAGUGGAUUGAUUUUCCAAGGGGUGAGCAGCAUCUUCCUAGUGGGGCAGUAAUCCCCGGGAAUAAUUACAGUUAUGAUAAAUGCCGACGGAGGUUUGAUCUCGGGGAUGCUGACUAUCUGAGGUAUCGUGGGAUGCAAGAAUUUGACCAGGCAAUGCAGCAUCUCGAAGAAAAAUAUGGUUUCAUGACUUCUGAGCACCAAUAUAUCUCACGGAAGGAUGAAGGAGAUAGGAUUAUUGUCUUUGAAAGAGGCAACCUGGUUUUCGUGUUCAACUUCCAUUGGCAUAAGAGCUACUUUGACUACCGGGUGGGCUGCUUAAAGCCUGGAAAGUACAAGAUUGUAUUGGAUUCAGAUGAUCCAUUAUUUGGAGGCUUCAAUAGGCUUAACCAUACUGCUGAAUACUUCAGCUCUGAAGGAUGGUAUGAUGACCUGCCUCGUUCGUUCUUGGUGUAUUCACCUUCUAGAACAGCAGUGGUUUACGCACUAGUUGAAGAUGAUGAACCAGAAUUAGUUGACAAAUUGGAACCUGUUGAAAAUCUGAAAACUGUUGAAGCAGCAGUGGAACCUGGGAAAGAACCUGAUGAAGAAUCAGAACAUUUAGAAAGCUAAACUUUUCUGGAUCGCAGAAGCUUGUGUUAUCGACCUAUCGAAGUCUUGUUGAAAAGCUGUCACACUGAAUGAGGUAAUUUUUGCUUAAAAAUAACGUAGAUAUAUAAUUCCGUGAUCAGGAGCCUGGGAGAUGAAAAUGAUCACAAGUAAAAACUCCAUCGAAUGCCGAGCAUACAAGCGAAAAUUCGAAGCAGUAGGCAAUUCUUUGAUGAGCCACGAAGUCUAUUUUCUAGAAGAAAAAUUAAUCGUGCUUGUAAAUGCUUCCCCGUUUUAUAUUUCAAGCUAUAAGAUGCCUGAUCCGGCUGAAUGCGAGGCUAGAACUGAAUUCCUUUCAAGCAAUAAGGCAUCGACAGAAUAAUUUAAUAAA